Molecule: messenger RNA, 2173 nt
Organism: Leptopilina boulardi
Lineage: Eukaryota; Metazoa; Arthropoda; Insecta; Hymenoptera; Figitidae
Exons: 4
Coding region: 338-1993 (551 amino acids)
Molecular function (GO): sequence-specific DNA binding
Source: RefSeq, a predicted model, not a curated record
AUUUCUAAACUACACAGUUAUAAAAGCAAAAUAUAAACAUUGCAAAUAUUAAAAAGUUUUGUAAUAUUAUAUACCAGAUUUUUGUGUUUUUUUUUAAACUAUUUUGGCAACUGCAAAUUUUUUUUUUACAUUUAUGUGAGUGAAUAAAAAAAAAACUUGAACCUAGUUUUCUUGGGGAAAUUUAAGUGUUUCGCCUUGUCUGCGAAGAAAAAUGAAAAAUCGUCCUAACCUAAAAAUUUAAGUUUUUCCCGAAAGAAAUUUAAAAUAAAUAUGUUUUUGUGGAGAAUUUUAAUAGAAUAUUAAAAAAAAAAGAUUUUAUUUAAAAAAAAAUACCAUUAUGACGCGAAAAUGUGCAAUUUGCAAAGAGACAAAUUACAGAAAUGGAAGCAGCUUCUUUUCUGCUCCAAAAGAUCCAAAAACACGUAAAUUAUGGCAAGAAGCUAUUGGUGGAGUUGAAAAUUAUAUUGUCAAAGAUGAAACAUACGUUUGUAGUAAACAUUUUUAUCCAACGGAUAUUAUUACUCAUUGGUUUAGUGGAGUACCACCAAAUGUUAUUACUAUUAAAUAUAAAAAAUUCCGUUUGAGACCAGGUGCAAUACCUAAACAUCAUGUCGAUCCAGACGAAGUGGAUCCACAAUUUUUAGAAUGUGAUGACGAAUUUCGAGUUAAUAGAAGUUUAUCUCCUGAUUUGAGUAAUUUAUCAUCGACAAUCAAUAAAUCUUAUGAAGUUUUUUCAAUACCUCGUGAAAAUGACAAUGAAAAUAUUGUCGAGAGUAUAAAUUUUGAUGAUCAAGAUUCACAGGAAUCUUUUGAAUUUAUGAAAGAAGAAUCUGAAACACAUGAAGCUGUAAAUCUUCAAUCAAAUUAUAAUUCCGAUGAUGAUGACAUUACGGAAACAUUGCACAAUGAUAAUUCCAAAUCAUUACUUCUUUCUGAUAAUACACAUAAUUUAAAUUUAUCAACUGAAGACGAUGAAUUAUGUACAGUUGAUGAGAAAGAUAUAUUUUUGGUAGACAAUAACGUCAGCUAUAAUUCAGCGGAUACAAAUAGUGAAUCAAUGCUUUUUGAAGAUCUUUUGGAAGUUUAUACUGAAGUUAAUUUACCAAAAGGAUGGAAUUCAUUUGUAAUUUCAAAACCAAAAGGACAUGGAACAACUGUUGUCUAUUGUUUUAUGAGAAUGAACGAAAAUGGAAUGCCCGGUAUUGAGAAGCAAGUUUUUAUUAAAAAUAAUAUGCAAAUGCGUUGUACUGUAAAAGAAAAAAAUGUUGAAACAUUAACACACAAUUUGGUAAAAGACAAAAGUAAUUUAACCGUUAAAACAUUGGUUGAUGUUGAGGAAUUAAUUGAAGAAUUUGACAAACGAAAUGUUUGUGAAGGUUAUCCGUUGAUAAAUUUAGAAUGCGACGAUGCUUAUCGAGAUGGAUCAAAUUGGCGGCACAAUUCCUGUUCUUUAAUUGUAAAUAGCGGAAUAACACGAUGCUCAAAAUGUGCAACUUUGGGAAAACGAAAAUCAACAUUUGCACAAAAUACAUAUUCAAUGGGUAAAACGAAACUAAUCGAAAAGGAGAAACGAGUCAAAAUUCUCAGCGAAUCGCUUGAGGAGAAAAUAAGAUCGUCAAAAUGUGAAGAACGUUUAUCAACAUUACCAGCGAAAACAAUUAAUUUAAUGACACAAAUAGUCGAUCUUAUGAGUUUACCCGAAAUACAAAAAGUAAUGAUUAAAGAAUGUUUCAAAUUGGAAAAUAGUGGCGAGGAGAAUGAUAUUAAAUUUUCAAGAACAUGGAUUUUUCUUUGUCUACUUUUGUACAUAGAAUCACCAGAAAUGUACAAAUAUAUGCUCCUUAAUAAAUACAUGAAUCUUCCGCCAUUAUACACUGUUAGAGCAUAUUUACGACGAGUUAAAACUGAUCGUGAAUUUUAUAAUAUAUUUCAACGGAGCGUCGAAGGAUUUCAGCCAUUUAAUGAAGAAUUAAACGCCGAGCAGUCAGAAUAAAAUUUACUUUUUUUUUUUUUUUAGAAACAAUAUAUUUUUAAAACAAAUUUGUUUAGAAUUUUUUUUCAGUGAUUUUUUUUAGUGAUAUUUGUUAAAAGUGUAACAAAUGUAUAAUAAGGAAAAAUUUUCUAUACUAAGAAUUUCUUUAAUUUUCUAUAAUAAAUUUUUUUUUUUAUUUUA